Molecule: messenger RNA, 3043 nt
Organism: Brassica oleracea var. oleracea
Lineage: Eukaryota; Viridiplantae; Streptophyta; Magnoliopsida; Brassicales; Brassicaceae
Product: probable LRR receptor-like serine/threonine-protein kinase At1g51820
Exons: 15
Coding region: 271-2892 (873 amino acids)
Biological process (GO): protein phosphorylation
Molecular function (GO): protein kinase activity; ATP binding; protein binding
Source: RefSeq, a predicted model, not a curated record
UAAUGAAUGGCAUGUGGGAGCCACGAACAGAGCUGCGGAGUCUGAUAAUCCUGCUGAGGUUUCUGAUUCGUCUUGUUGUGAUUCCAAUGUUUCUGAAUUGGUGAAGGAAGUUAAACCUCGUUAUCACAUUGCAGGUUCGAUGGGGGUGUUCUAUGCCCGUGAACCUUACUUGAACGUUGAUUCUAGUCAUGUAACUCGCUUUCUUGGCCUUGCUCAAGUUGGAAACAAAAACAAACAGAUCUCUCCAAAGUGGAGAGUGAGGGAAAAAAAAUGGAGAGACAUUGUGUGUUCAUUGCUACUUUCUUGCUGAUACUUCAUCUUGUUCAAGCUCAAGAUUCAACCGGGUUCAUCAAUGUGGGUUGCGGUUUACCCCCUCAUGAGUCUCCUUACAACGCACUCCCAACCGGUUUAUCAUAUACGUCAGAUAUCGGUUUAGUUAACACUGGUAAAACCGGUCGAAUCGCCAAGGAGUUUGAGCCCAACUACACUAAACCGUUAACGACACUGAGAUAUUUUCCAGAUGGAGUACGUAACUGCUACACUCUCAAUGUCACACGCGACACCAAGUACCUGAUCAUGGCCAAGUUCGUAUAUGGAAACUACGAUGGUCUUAAGACCGACCCAAACUUUGACCUUUACUUCGGUCCGAAUAUUUGGACAACCGUGUCUAAAAAUGAUACUAGAGAGGAGAUCAUCCAUGUGACGAAAUCUAAUUCUCUACAGGUAUGUCUUGUUAAGACAGGAACAAGUAUACCUUUCAUAAAUAUCUUGGAGCUACGACCAUUGCGGACUACUGCGUACGUUACUCAAAGCGGCUCGUUGAAGUACUUAUUCAGGGUGUACCUUAGCAACUCCCGUCUUGGUAUACGGUAUCCAGAUGAUAUCUAUGAUAGAGCAUGGUUUCCAUACUUCGACGAGAAGUCAUGGACACAAGUAACAACGAAUCUAACAGUAAACAUUACCAAUAAUUAUGAGUUACCACAAGGGGUAGCAGCAACGGGCGCAACACCUCUAAACGAUGCCGAGACAUUGAACAUUACAUGGGACGUAGAGCCUCCUACUGCAAAGUUCUACACCUACUUGCACUUUGCAGAGCUUCAGACUCUACGAGCCAAUGAUACAAGGGAAUUCAACACGACUAUGAAUGGAAAAUAUUCAUAUGGACCUUAUACUCCUACACCAUUAAAAAUCGAAACAGUACUCGACGUAAAACCAGAGGAAUGUGAUGAAGGGGCAUGUCUUUUACAGCUUGUUAGGACAUCGAAAUCAACUCUUCCUCCUCUACUUAAUGCUAUUGAGGCUUUCACUGAGAUUAAUUUCCCGCAAAUGGAGACAGAUGGAGAUGAUGUUUACGGUAUCAAGAAUGUUCAAGAUAGUUAUGGACUGGAUAGAAUCAGUUGGCAAGGAGACCCAUGUGUGCCCAUACAGUUUUUGUGGGAUGGUCUAAAUUGCGAUAACUCGGAUAAUUCUACUCCACCAAUAAUAACUUCCUUAAACUUAUCUUCAAGUGGACUAAUUGGGACUAUCACACAAGCAAUUCAAAACCUUACUCACCUGGAAAAGUUGGACUUGUCAAAUAACAAUUUGACCGGGGAAAUACCUGAAUUUUUAGCUGACAUAAAAUCACUUUUGGUCAUAGACUUAAGUGGUAAUAAUAUCACUGGCUCAGUCCCUCCUUCAGUUCUUCAGAAGAAAGGAAUGAAGUUAAAUGUCGACAACAACCCUCAUCUGCUUUGCACAGGUGGUUCAUGUGUAAACAUUGGAGAGAAUAAACCUAAGAAAAAUAGUAUCAUUGUACCCGUGGCUGCAUCAAUUGCUGCACUAGCCGUUCUUAUUGGUGCAUUCAUCAUGUUCCUUGUUCUCAGAAAGAAAAAAGCGUCAAAACUUGAAGAUGGUAGAUCAUCUCAACAGGCAAUAAUGACAAAGAAUAGAAGAUUUACUUACUCAGAAGUUAUGACAAUGACAAAUAACUUCCAAAGAGUCCUCGGUAAAGGAGGGUUUGGAAUCGUUUAUCAUGGUGUUGUGAAUGGUACGGAACAAGUAGCUGUUAAGAUUCUUUCCCAUUCAUCAUCACAAGGAUACAAACAAUUCAAAGCUGAGGUAGAACUUCUUCUUAGAGUUCACCACAAGAAUUUGGUUGGUCUUGUUGGAUAUUGUGACGAAAAUGAUAAGUUGGCUCUCAUUUAUGAAUACAUGGCCAAUGGAGAUUUAAAAGAACAUAUGUCAGGAACACGUAACCGCUUUCUUUUAAAUUGGGGAACAAGACUAAAAAUAGUCAUCGACUCUGCACAAGGACUUGAGUAUUUGCAUAAUGGUUGUACACCACCAAUGGUUCAUAGAGACGUCAAAACUACAAACAUACUGUUGAAUGAACAUUUUGAGGCCAAACUUGCUGAUUUUGGGCUUUCAAGGUCAUUUCCAACUGAAGGUGGAACCCAUGUGUCAACAGUUGUUGCUGGAACUCCUGGAUAUCUAGAUCCCGAAUACUAUAGAACAAACUGGUUGACAGAGAAGAGUGAUGUUUAUAGUUUUGGAAUAGUAUUGUUGGAGAUCAUCACAAACCGACAUGUGAUCGAUCAAAGCCGUGAAAAGGCACAUAUUGCAGAAUGGGUGGGAUUAAUGCUUAUAAAAGGAGACAUAAUAAGCAUUAUGGAUCCAAGUCUAAAUGGAGAUUAUGAUUCUGGUUCUGUGUGGAAAGCUGUUGAACUAGCAAUGUCUUGUCUGAAUCCUUCUUCAACGAGAAGACCUACCAUGACUCAAGUUGUUAUUGGAUUAAAAGAGUGUCUUGCAUCUGAAAACUCAAGAGGAGGAGCGAGUAGGGACAUGGACUCAAAGAGUUCUAUAGAAGUGAGCAUGACCUUUGAUACUGAUGUGAACCCAACAGCUCGGUAGAUUACAUGAAGAAUUAUUAUAAGGUACCACAUGAGUUUCUCUUUGUGUAACUAUCUUCAGACUCUUAUGUUUCCUCAUGCACUCACAUUCUCUUAUUAUGAAAGUGUAAAUCAAUACUAUUUACCUAUUCAUCAAGAUUCCAGUUUAUGUA